AUGGCUAACCAACUGCCAAUGCGGGAUAUUAUGCCUCAUAUGAAAAAUUGGAGUUGUAUCGUCACUGUUCAAGAAAAGCAACAAAUCACAAAUUCAAUGGGGACACCAACAAGAAAGCAGAAAUUUGUUUUCUAUGAUUCAGAGGGAUCAAGAGUCGAAGGAAUCAUCUUCAAUGAUGAUAUUCCUAGAAUGAGCCAGAUCCUGCAGAUUUAUAAAAAAUAUAAAAUCUCCAAUGCUGAGGUCAGGCCUAUACCGCCGAAGUUCCAGACCUCUGAGCUUACCAUUCAGUGGGUUAUCAGCACCAGAACUGUUAUUGAAGAGAUUGCUAUUGAUGAUGAAGUCAUGCCUGUGAAAUUCUGCUAUUCGAAGUUUACUGACUUAGUUCAGUACAUGCAUGACAAAACUAAAUCAGUCGACGUGCUGGGAGUUGUGAUUAGUGCGCUUGAGAGGAAAACAGUUAUCAAGAAUUCAAGGCAAUCAGAUGUUCAGAAAUUUGUCCUGCUUAAUGAAGAAUCCCAGCCUGUUCUAUUGUCUCUAUGGGAUAGUUUUCUGGCUAAUGAGGGACAGGAGAUAGUGUCUAAACUUCACACCUAUCCUGUGAUCAUUGCUCGCAGAGUUAAAGUGAACAACUAUAAUGGGGUCACACUAGGUACUUGGUUUGAUUCAGCGAUUCUUGUUGAUCCACCUAUACAAGAAGCAAGGGAACUCAAAAACUGGGCAUUGAGGAACACUAAGUUCAUUAAAGAGAUUGUCGAAAAAAAGGACUACAUUAAAUAUAAUCCGCAGCUGUCAUUGAAAUCAGGCCAGAAAACCACACUUCAUCACAAAAGAUACCGCUUUAAUGUUGAUUUGGCUGAUUCCACUGGUGUCAUACCAGCUUCAGUAUUUGGCGAAUUAGCAGAGAACCUAUUGACGUUUAGUGCACUGGAAGCAAUGCAACAUUUUAAUGAGAAUGUUGAGCUUCCCCUCGAGUUUGUCCACAAGGAGCUUAAAUCAAAGACGUUUCUCCUUCACAUCAAACCUGUUCAAACGCAGCUGGCAGAUUCAAGGCAGCGCUACACAGUUAUAUACUACUCUGAAAUUGAUGAUGAUGCCGAUUCUGUCCAGUUAACAGAUGAACCAAGAGAUGACUCCCCUUUUCCUAGCAAAGAAUCUGAGACUGUACAGCUCGGGGCUGAAGGGGAGAAUACUGCUCGUUCAAAGGUUUGUGUUCAGCUUUCUCAGAGGUUUGAUGAACCACACAGCACUGAAGCAAAUGAGGAUGAAGAUGCAGAAUGCAUCUCUAGCAAGAAGCAAAAAAUCGACUGA
Molecule: messenger RNA, 1308 nt
Organism: Coffea eugenioides
Lineage: Eukaryota; Viridiplantae; Streptophyta; Magnoliopsida; Gentianales; Rubiaceae
Product: replication protein A 70 kDa DNA-binding subunit-like
Exons: 9
Coding region: 1-1308 (435 amino acids)
Source: RefSeq, a predicted model, not a curated record